This is a messenger RNA of Lindgomyces ingoldianus, 4780 nucleotides long. RefSeq lists its product as uncharacterized. Gene Ontology annotation, molecular function: protein binding. Gene Ontology annotation, cellular component: cytoplasm; plasma membrane; endoplasmic reticulum. The record is from RefSeq and is a predicted model, not a curated record. The transcript is spliced from 3 exons. Lineage: Eukaryota; Fungi; Ascomycota; Dothideomycetes; Pleosporales; Lindgomycetaceae. The coding region runs from base 351 to 4538 and encodes 1395 amino acids.
UUCAUGUUUGAUGCCCUUCACGUGCUUAACUACUCGAUCUUUCGCCAUGGUGUUGGAUGUUGCGAAUUGCACUGGUGCAGUAGAGGCUGCUCGUGUAAAAUUUCGCUGGGCAGCCAAGAUUUUCUGCCAGGCGUCGGGCGGUGAAGACGCGGCGCCAGCCUGCGGCGGCCUGACGUCGGCAAGCACAGCUCGACGCGCUGUCAGUGGGAAGGAUGAAAGGCCACCAGCAGCCAGAGUCGUACGUACCCACGCCUGCUGCGCAUGUACAGUAGCUUCAAUGUAUACACUCUUUGACCCGUCUUGCACGUAUCAAAUAUAUUCCAUACAUCACAACUCCAACGCGCGAUAAUAUGGCGGAGGAGGCAAAGCAGCAACCAGCGCUGGAGCCGGUGGGUAAGCCGCUGAGCUUGAUACCCGUUGUCAUUAAAGAAGCCGCCCUCGACUCGCCCACCUUCCGUGCUACCGCGGUCCACUUCAGCGACCAAAUCGAGCUGAUCGAGAGAUGGCUCGAAACCUUCAUCAAGGCCGUCUCCAAGCUGGCCGCCGAGAUGAACGCCCUACAGGCCCUCUUCGACAGCUACAUACAAGCUGCGACGCCUCCGCUCCAGGUUUCUGAGGCGGUGCUCGACCACGAUUACACUGUCUUGGCAUUGAAGCGCUUCGGGGAAGGCGCACGCGACUUCUGGAAUAGUAACUUGAGGGGCAUGAAGCGUGCCGAGAUUACCGUCGUAGAUCCCAUCCGCGCGUACAUACAUAAUGACUUGCGCAUGCUGAAGGAUGCGCGCAAGAAUCUGGACCAGACGCAGCGCGCAUUUGAUGGCGCCAUUGCGCGAUAUGCCGGUCAGGCCAAGACGAAGGAACCAUCAUCAUUAAGAGAAGAUGCAUUUCAGCUUCACGAGGCGCGACGGGCGUAUCUGAAAGCCAGCAUGGACUUCUGUGUUAUGGCACCGCAAGUGAGAGCCACGCUGGAUAAGCUGCUGGUCAAGGUCAUUGCCGAGCAAUGGCGCGACAUGCGGACUGCCAGGGACUCGUCCACCACUAGCUUUGCUAGGUGGAGCACUGAUGUGGAUCGCGUUAAAGGCUGGAGCAAACAGAUGGAGAAUGGAGAGAGGGUGUUCAAGAGAGAGCUGCAUCUCGCGAGACAGCAAAUUGAGAACAGCGCCGAGCUCAGCACCCGACCGUCACGGGACCUGGAUGACUAUGCGGCUUCUACAGUGCCAUAUCUUGGGACACAGGCGCCUUCGACCGCAAACCUUCCCUCCCCGGCGAAACCGGAUCCUGGGAAAGAAAAAGCAGAGAAGCAGGGAUGGCUAUUCCAACGCACCAUCACAGGCAAGCCUGCUCGCACCUACUGGGUUCGGAGGUGGUUCUUUGUGAAGAAUGGAAUCUUCGGUUGGCUAUCACAGGGAGCUCGAUCUGGCGCCGUCGAGGAGUCUGAGAAGAUUGGUGUCUUGCUCUGUGGUAUUCGUCCAGCCUUUCAGGAGGAACGACGCUUCUGCUUCGAGGUUAAGACUAAAGACACCACCGUUCUGCUCCAAGCCGAAACACAGAAUGAUCUCACAGAAUGGAUUUCAUCGUUCGAAGUGGCCAAGCGCAAAGCCCUGGAGGAUACUUCAAAGGAUGCUGGAGCUCCCGGCAGUAUUGAUGCAGCUUUCUCCAUUAGCCCUCCUAUCGCACCCGAGUUUGCUGCCAAAACAUCCGAAGGGCAUGCCGCGCAUCCAAGCGACGAAGGCGUUGCUCUAGAACGAUCGGAAACAUUAGCUUUCCCAGGAGGAGAUGGGCUGGCGACUCGUGGAAGCUUUGACGUGAGCCGGCGAGGGACUGCAUAUGAGAGAGAGGGUGAGAGCAGCCGUAGAGACCAUGCUGCUAGGAUUAUGGAGAAGCUUGAUCUGACUAGGAAAUCUACUGCAGGACCUCAAGUUUCCGGAAACAACCAACCCUCAGCAGGCGGUGGCAUUGCUAGUCUCAUCUCCGCAAGUCUUGCUUCUGCCAGCCAUAACAUCAUGCCGGUGGGGCAGAUUGCCGCACCUGCUCCUGGUUUGCCUGAUACUCGUCUCAUUAUAGGCCAAACUCUUCCCACAAGUAGUCUUGCGCCUUCUACCCUCGCGAAUCCACCUGCGCCUACAAACCUGAGCAAGGCUGCCGUCGCUGUCAGUGGUGAGCGAGGCCUUGGCCUAGGUCGAUCUGGAGGCAUGCCAGGCGGUCUCAUGGCGAACUUGUGGGGGUCUGUGAAUUGGGGCUAUAUUAACCGUCUAGAACGAGGAGAGGUGACGACCGCUCGAGAAAGGAGUGCCUCUCAGCCACCGAGCCCAAUAGAACCACUCGAUAAACCGAGCGAUGGUUCGGUCGAUCCGUCUCCCGCAACUGCUACGUCUGCUGUGGCAGUCCACCGCAAGUCGAUGAGUAUGGGUGACCCCACCCAAUCGCCGGUGCAGAGACCAACUAUCGUCACGGACGACUUUCCAAAUUACUACCCGCUGGCACUGAGAGUACAAGAUGCACAGUUCCGGAUAUUAUUCCCGAAUGUGCCGCGGGCAGAAAAGGUUGUCCUCGUCUUCCGAGCUGUCUGGAACCCAACCGAACAGCAAGAAUUUCCAGGUAGAGUUUACAUUACUGCAAAAGACAUUUUCUUCUUCAGCAACCACAUGGGCCUCGUUCUUAUCACUGGCAUCAGCCUCUCUUCUAUUGACGAAGUUACUGCGGCUCCCGGAAAGGAGUGUGACUUCCUAUUCCUGCACUUCAAGACGGGUUCUCGCGAAGAUGGCGCAACACGUCUCACGGUCAAGACCUUCCUUGAGCCUCUUAGACUCCUCCAACGCCGUCUAAACUUCCUCGUCCGGAAUGCCACCUCUAGCGAACAUGGUCUUGAAGAAUUAGUAAAGCGGUUGAUUAAAAUGGAAGUCACUGACGGCGACCACUCCCCCAGCGCCGAAAGCUGGGAAGAUGUAUCCGUCUCCACCCCCAUGGACCCGGGCUACGGCGGCAAAGAUGUCAAAGCGAGCCUGCGCAUCGACGGGAACCUCUUCGGCCCCCCGGGCAUUAACAUUAGUAAAAACGCCACAAAAUUCAAACUACCCACUCAACCCGUCAUCCACACCCCACACAACAUGACCCAAGUUGUCAUAGACAAAGACUUCGAUAUCAGCGCCAAAGCCCUCUUCCACGUCCUCUUCGGUGACAAAUCCACCGUCUUCCAAAUGCUAUACCGCGAGCGCUGGGCCCAACGCGUUGUCCAGGGCCCCUGGCUAACAUCCGACCAAGGCAUCCAACGACGAGACUUCGAGUACGAAAUCGCGGCGCCUGGAAGCGCGUCGGCUAUCGUCAUAAAUGACUACCAGGUCAUCGAAGUGCUCAACGACCAUCUCUGCUACGUCGUGGCAAACCGUCAAACCCCAUGGUACCUCCCUUCCUCCGACCGCUUUAUGCUGCUCAGCAAAAUCGUAAUAACACACGUCGCAAAAGCUCGCUGUAGACUCUCCAUCCACACGAAAGUCGACUGGUCCCGCAACCCACGCAUCGCGAAAUCCCUCAUCGAACGUCAGGCCCUUCAGGAUCUGGACCUCGAAGCCCAGGACCUUGUCGACGUCAUCAAUGACCAAGUCGCGCGUCUCGGAUAUAACCGGUCCACAGGCAAAGUUACGAGUAUAUUCGGGCAGAUUGGCUUGCAAACGCAGACGGCGCAGUUCAGUGCCGCCGAUAUUCCACCACCAAAUCGUCCCAGGAAAUUCAAACUCACCCCUCAGUCCUUGACCAGCGUGAUUGUGCAGCUCGUAGGCAAUGUUGUCAUCUCAGUCCUGAGCACUGGCAUGAGUUGGAUACUGGCGGUGAUUGCAAGUGUGGGGAAUUUUGUCUCUGCCCAUAAGCUACUUAUGGUGUUACUGAUGAUGAGUAGCGGUGCGAAUUUUUGGUAUGGAGGGAGGGAUGGGUGGGAUUGGUGGAAUGAGAGGAAUGCGGGAAGGUUUAUGAAGGGAUUGGGGGUGGGGCCGAGUACGACUAUGGCGAGAGCGGUGUGGUUGAAGGAUUUGGAGGUGGGGUUUGUGGGGGGGAAUGGGUCGGAUGCCUUCGUUGAUGCUGUUUUUUUGGCUGGGCUAGAUGAGGAGGCGCUGAGGGGAGGAAAUAAGUGCCACCAAACUUUCACCUCACUCUUAACCUCUGCCACUCAACCUCAAUCUCCUUUAUCGUCUUCAACACACACAUCCCGUCGUCUCCACCGCACACGCCAACACCUAGGCUCCCACCGCCACGAUCUUCUUGUCGCACUGCGUGUUGUUAAUCGCAUUGAAAAGGAAGUCUUGGAAGCCGAGUAUGAGAAUUGGUUGCUCGAUGAGACAGAGAAGUGUGGGAGGGUAGGGAUGAUGAUCUCAGAUGGGGGAGUGGGAGAUGGAGGCGGAGGGAAAGAGAGGGGGAAUGGAGGGAAGCCGGAGAGGGAGGGGAGGGGGAUCAGAGAAGUAGAAGAGUGGGUUAAAGGGUAUUGUGGAGAUUGUGAGAGGGCGUUGGAUGGAGUUAAGGAUAGGAGAGGAGGACCGGUAUUGAUUUAGGAGUGUUGGUUAACCAUCUGGGUGGGAUUGAAUUGGGGUUGGAGGUCAUCAUGGCCUAAGUGCAUCGUUUUGGAAUUGGAUGGAUUGCUCUGUAGGUUGGUACGUAGGAAUGUGAUGAUAUCCCGAUCAAGAACAUAGUUGACGUACUGGAGCAUUUAGGGCACAGUCUUAGAUGAAACGAGCGAAUUUACAUUGCACCCUAGGAAUCUAGGUGAUUCGAAGUGAUGUACAUCAUGAGAGUA